AUGAGUACUCUGGAUAUAGACGUCGAAGCGACUGCCUAUGAUCAGGUCACUUCUCUUCUUCAGAGGCCAGAUCAGUUAGAGAAGUUGCCGGAACUGAAGAAAAGAGCUGAUAGGAAAAAGCUUGCCGUGGAAGCAAUGCUCCGAACUGGCGUUCAAGGCCAAUUAGAAGGUGUUCGCACCGCAAUCGCUCAUCUUCAAACCGCUUCUGAAGACGUCACAGUGGUUGCACAAGGUGUUGAAGGAAUUCGAGAACGUUUAAAACCAUUUCCGCAACUCAAGGAGAAAAUGAGAGAGCUUCGAGACGCGAAUGCGCGCCAUAGUCAGUACGCGGCCGCGAUGGAAAACUUGAAGCACAUAUUCAAUAUAAACUCGACACUUCAAGAAAUUCGCGACGCUUUGAAUGAUGAAAAGUCUGGCGGCAACUUGCUUCUCGCACAUAAACAUAUAAUGGAUUUGGAGAGAGCUCGAGAUGAAUUGCUGUCGGAAGUUCAUAAAAUGCGAAGCGCAAAUACUGAAUAUGAAAAGAAUCUUCUCAUCAAUUUCUUCAAAGGCGUCGACGAUGUUGUGAAGGAACUCGCGAGGAACAUGUGGUUCAUAAUGGGCAGAACACUCGAAAUGGUCAAGGGAAAUGAAUCCGGCGGUGGUCCGCAACAAGUGGUGACAUGUAUGCGAAUUGUCGAACGAGAAGAAAGAAUCGAUAGAUUUUAUAUGGAAAAUAGGCGAGCUUCAGCGAAUGCGUUCGUCCCCCCAGGACGACCGCGAAAGUGGAAGGAGAAGGCGCUUCAGGUACUUGAGAAGACUGUGGAGUCUCGAAUCGAAGGCAAUCAGCUCGAGGAUCGGAGUUUGAACAAAGCAUGGUUGGCAAGAUAUCUCGAAGUUUGCCGAAAUGUGAUAAUUGAUGAUUUGACGUUGGCCAAGGCGGCGAUUCCAUGCUUCCCGCCCGAAUAUCAGAUCUAUGAUCGACUUGUCUCAAUGUACCAUAAUGCUGUUUGUGCUAGACUCCGAGAAAUUGCUCAAGAUGAUUUGGAGAAGAGCGAACUCGUUCAAUUGAUGAGCUGGAUCAAAUUAUAUGGAAGUGAGGAAAUGCUCGCCCAUCCAAAGUUCAAGCUCAACGCGGCGGCCCUAUUACAAGAUGCUCCAGUUCUUCCGAGGACGACCCUCAAUGAUCUUUGCGAUGCGUUUGUUGAAAUGUCCCGAAAAGAUUUGCAACUAUGGCUCAAGAAUACGGUAUCCCAUGAGAAGGAUGAUUGGUAUAAGAAUGUGCGGCCCAGCGAGGAUAACAAUGGAUAUUUCUAUACUGAUUUGCCGAAUACGGUGUUUGGGAUGCUCAAGGAUACGGUCGCGCUUGCCAAAGAAGUUAGUGUUGAGGUUAUUCCGAGCAUCAUCAACUUGACGAUUUGCGAAUUCAACGAUCUCGCCGGACAGUACAAAGAUGCUUUCACUGCGUUCAAAUUGAAGUAUUUUGAGAAUCGCAACAAUUUCCGCGAAUUCACAUCGAAUAUGAUCGCCGUCGCCAACAAUCUACACACAUGCAUUGAAUCGACCGAAAAAUACAUGCAACAGAUUCGAUUAUCGAUGGAGGGAGAGCAGAGCGGUGUGGUGAACAGCGGCCGACGGACGAUGGUCUCGCAACAGGAAAUUAUUGAGAAUAUGGACGCGUUGAAUACGCGAUGGCGAAACGCGAUUUCGAACGCUGUGAAUUACUUGAGAGAGGAAGUUAUUGUGGACAUCAAUCCACAUUUGAGCGAGUUGUUCUCCAAGAAUUGGCUGAUGGGAUGCGCUUCACUUGAGACGAUCUGCAUGACGAUCACUGAUUAUCAUAAUGAUCAUCGGCAUUUGAGACCGGUUACGAGAUCGGUGUUGUUGAUGGAUUUGCAAUUUAGGAUUGUUAGCGAGUACUUGAAGGCGAUUGAGCAGCGGCGGCUUGUCUUGACUUGCUAUGAAGAUCGUCUCGCCGCUGGAAAACGUAUGAAGGAUGAUGUGACGAAAAUCAACGCGAUGUUCGCCGAAUUCACAUCCUACUUUGAUAUGAAUGAUCAGCUCACCAUCCUCACAUCGAUCAUCUCGAGCGCCGCCGAUGUGAUCGCGCUCAAGGAUAAAUCGAUAUUGGCGCUGGAAGCGACGUCGUUUGCGCGCAACUUUCCGAAUUGUCCCGCCGGCCUGCUAGCGGCGAUUCUGGCGACCAGAGAUGACGUUGGACGAAAUGAAGCGAGAACGCAAGCCGAAGAGGUCCUGCAACAUGUGCAAUUCCAUCCAAAGGAUCCGAUUUUCGAUCAGCUGUUCUCGCUGCGCCAACAAGAAAGCAAGGAAUGGCUUCCGAGUAUUGGCAUGGCGAACGUGUUCACGAAUUUCAUCAAAAAGGACUUUAAGAUGUGA
This is a messenger RNA of Caenorhabditis bovis, 2376 nucleotides long. Lineage: Eukaryota; Metazoa; Nematoda; Chromadorea; Rhabditida; Rhabditidae. The record is from the annotation of a GenBank genome assembly.